CGUCGCGGGCUGGCAGCCGCCUUGGGUCGCCCAGGAAAGCUGCGAGACUGAGGGCGACAGCGGGUGAGCGCAGGUCCGGCUGUCGCCUCCGAUCCCCGCGCAGUCCGCGUCCCGGUGCUGCCCUGCAGAUUGCUCAGUUAGCAAGUGGAUGUGCGGGGUAACAUGUCCAGUGUGUCUGAGGAGAGAAGAAAAAGGCAGCACAACAUUAAGGAAGGUCUACAGUUCAUCCAGUCUCCGCUGUCAUAUCCAGGGACCCAGGAGCAAUAUGCGGUAUAUUUGCAUGCUCUUGUGAGAAAUCUUUUUAAUGAAGGAAAUGAUAUUUAUCGGGAAUGUGAUUGGAGUAGCUCUCUAAGUCAGUACUCAGAAGCUUUGAGUAUAGCUGAUUAUGCAAAGUCUGAAGAAAUUUUAAUUCCCAAAGAAAUCAUCGAAAAACUUCAUAUAAAUCGUAUUGCCUGCUAUUCUAAUAUGGGUUUCCAUGAUAAAGUUUUAGAAGAUUGUAAUGCUGUCCUCAGUAUUAAUGCCAGUAACUGCAAGGCUCUGUAUCGGAAGUCUAAGGCUUUGAGUGACUUAGGACGUUACAGAGAGGCCUAUGACGCUGUAGCAAAAUGCUCCUUAGCAGUGCCUCAGGAUGAACAUGUAAUAAAAUUAACUCAAGAAUUAGCUCAGAAAUUGGGAUUUAAAAUAAGGAAAGCAUAUGUUAGAGCUGAGCUCUCAUUGAAACCAGUUCCUGGAGAUGGGGCUGCCAAGGCUGUGAACUAUUCUGUGGAAGAUAUUGAGCCAGAUUUAUUAACCCCAAGGCAAGAAGUGCUUCCGGUUGUCUCCUUUCCUACAUCCAGUUUUCCUCGUGAUAUUGGGAGUGAGCUGGCCUCAGUUCCUGUUAUGCCUAUAACUUCUGUUUUGCAACUGCAAGUGGAUGAGAACCCACUGCCAUCCACAGUGUUUGCAAAUGGAGGGAAGGGCCCCUUCACACUGCCAGACACCUUUGUAGAUGAUGGAGACAUUGUCCUUGGGGAUGACAUAGAUGAUCUCCUUGAUUCGGCCCCAGAAACAAAUGAUGCUGUCAUGCCCUCCUCCACCCUGGGCAGAAGCUCCCUCCCGACAGCCAGUGUGGUUCCUAGCUUGCCUUUCAGGACAACAGCGUCCCUGCUCGGAACCUUGCCUAUUGGUGCGAGGUAUGCUCCUCCGCCCUCCUUUGCAGAGUUGUAUCCACCUCUGACCUCAACCUUGGAAGACUUCUGUUCUUCUUUAAAUUCAUUUUCAGUGACUGAGUCCAAACGAGAUCUGUCCACCUCAACUGCUAGAGAGGGAACAACGCUUACCAACAGUAAUUCCUCCCUUUUACUUAUGAAUGGACCAGGUAGUUUGUUUCCCUCUGAAAAUUUCCUGGGAAUUGCAAGUCAGCCUAGAAAUGACUUUGGAAACUUAUUUGGAAGUGUGAUUGCUAAACCAUUUUCAUCAGGGACUCCUAGGCACCCCCUCGAAGGAACCCAUGAGCUGAGACAAGCUUGCCAGAUCUGCUUCAUAAAAUCAGGCCCGAAGUUAAUGGAUUUCACUUACCAUGCUAAUCUAGAUCAUAAAUGUAAAAAAGAUAUUUUAAUUGGUAGGAUAAAAAAUGUUGAAGAUAAAUCAUGGAAAAAAAUACGCCCAAGACCAACAAAAACAAAUUAUGAAGGACCGUAUUAUAUAUGUAAAGAUGUUGCUGCAGAGGAUGAAUGUCGAUAUUCUGGCCACUGUACAUUCGCUUAUUGCCAAGAAGAGAUAGAUGUGUGGACUCUGGAAAGAAAAGGGGCGUUCAGCCGAGAAGCUUUCUUUGGGGGCAAUGGAAAGAUCAGCCUUACUGUAGUCAAACUUCUUCAAGAGCAUCUUGGAGAGUUUACAUUCCUUUGUGAGAAAUGUUUUGAUCAUAAACCUCGAAUGAUAAGUAAAAGGAAUAAAGAUAAUUCCACUGCUUGUUCUCACCCAGUUACAAAGCAUGAAUUUGAGGACAAUAAGUGCCUUGUCCACAUUUUAAGAGAGACCACAGUAAAAUAUUCCAAAAUACGUUCCUUUCAUAGUCAGUGUCAGCUUGACCUGUGCCGGCAUGAGGUCCGCCACGGCUGCUUACGGGAAGAUGGGUGCUUCUACGCCCACAGUCUUAUUGAAUUGAAGGUCUGGAUAAUGCAAAACGAAAGAGGUAUCUCCCAUGAUGUCAUUGCUCAAGAAUCCAAACAAUAUUGGAGAAGUUUGGAAGCAGGCAUGCCUGGAGCUCAGGUGCUUGGCAAUCAGAUAAUGCCUGGAUUACUUAAUAUGGAGAUAAAGUUUGUCUGUGCUCAGUGUCUGAGAAACGGCCAAGUCAUUGAACCAGACAAGAACAGAAAGUACUGCAGCGCCAAGGCCCAGCACUCGUGGACCAAAGAACGCCGUGCAAUGAGAGCAAUGUCUUUUGAACGUAAGAAGUGGAUGAACAUCCGUCCUCUCCCUACAAAGAAACAAAUGCCUUUACAGUUUGAUCUAUGCAACCAUGUUGCUUCUGGGAAAAAAUGUCAGUAUGUUGGCAACUGUUCCUUUGCUCACAGUCCUGAAGAACGUGAAGUGUGGACUUACAUGAAGGAUAAUAGAAUACAUGAUAUAGAGCAAUUUUAUGAACUCUGGCUGAAGAAUCAAAAAAGUGAAAAAAGUGAUGAUGUAGCCGGUCACUCUAACAAAGAAAAUGGGAAACAGAUCCACAUGCCGACAGAUUAUGCUGAAAUUACUGUGGACUUCCACUGCUGGAUGUGUGGGAAGAACUGUAACAGUGAGAAGCAAUGGCAAGGCCAUAUCUCCUCUGAAAAGCACAAAGAGAAGGUUUUCCACACUGAAGAUGACCAGUACUGCUGGCAGCACCGCUUCCCCACUGGGAACUUCAGUAUUUGUGAGAGGUAUAUGAAUGGGUCCUGCACAGAAGGAGGCAGCUGUAAAUUUGCACAUGGAAACGCUGAACUUCAUGAAUGGAAAGAAAGAAGAAAGGCCCUAGAGAUGAAACUCAGCAAAGCACGAAAAGAUCACUUAAUUGCCCCAAAUGAUAAUGACUUUGGAAAAUAUAGUUUUUUGUUUAAAGAUUUAAACUAAUGCGCUGGCUUUCAUGUAACCCAAUCCGAGCACUGACCAGAGCAAUUGAAGUGUUGAAAAGCACGUAGCAGAGGAGCCGCAGGUUUUCUGCCUGAUUGGCAUCUAUGGUUCCUCCUGGGCAGCAACCCACAGUAGAUAGGAAAAUGGCUGUUUGACAGGCCUGGCCAAGCUCUCACGGAGCCACUGCCUCAGAUGGCAAAGUGACUUGCUGCUGGUUGCUGUCUGUUGGACAGACUUUUGGAUGAGGUGUGUUGGGGAAGAAGGUAAGGUUUGCGUCUAGGAUGACUCUCUGAGUUGGUCCAUCAGAUAAAAACCAUGACCAUGAGAGAAUAAAUGUACACUGGGAUCAGAAUAUAUAAUGGAUGAAAUUCUUUACCUGUUUAGUGGAACGAAUUUAUUUAAUAUAAUAAAGUUUGCUACUUAUCUGUAUGUAGGUUGCUAAAAAGGAUUUUAACUCAGAUUUUUUAAGCCAAAUAACCAUUUAACACUAGUAUCUGUUAAAUGGGGUAUUUUCUGUAUUUGGAUGUUUCACUGGUAAUGGAACCAAUGAUCAUGUACAUCAAGAAUAUUUUGAAAAUAAUCAAUUGACACAAAUUUUAUUUCUUGGUCUUUUACUGUUUAAAUGAUGAUUUUUGAAAGAUUAAACUUGUACUGUUGGUAUUGUCUAGUGUAUGGACUAAUAUUGCCUGUAAUAAAAGAUUUUAUAUAGCAAUGAC
Molecule: messenger RNA, 3803 nt
Organism: Onychomys torridus (southern grasshopper mouse)
Lineage: Eukaryota; Metazoa; Chordata; Mammalia; Rodentia; Cricetidae
Gene: Zc3h7a
Product: zinc finger CCCH-type containing 7A
Exons: 23
Coding region: 163-3087 (974 amino acids)
Biological process (GO): miRNA processing
Molecular function (GO): miRNA binding; protein binding; metal ion binding
Source: RefSeq, a predicted model, not a curated record